AUGGCUCACCCAAUUAAAGUUGUGAAGGAUAUUAAUGAGUCAAAGGAUUUAUGGAAGAUUGUUGUUAGGUGCAAGCAUUUGUGGACCGUGACGAGUGCAUCGAAAAAGGAACACAUCGAGAUGAUUUUGGUUGAUUCUGAGUUAGAUACGAUUCAAGUCAUUGUGCCACCCUUCUUGGUUUCAAAAUUCAAGGAGCAACUCGCGCUUGGAUGUUCAUAUGUAAUGCAGAAUUUCAAAGUGUCAAACAAUGAUUUCUCUUUUAAGUCGACUAAUCAUAGUUUCAAGUUGGUGUUAUGUGGCUCAACUUCUAUUAAGAAGGCUGAACUUCCUGAUAUUCCUAUGAAUUACCUGAACAUUCUUCAUUUGGAUGCCAUUGUUGAAGGUGAAUUCCAGUCUAAUAUUUUGGUUGAUAUUCUUGGAGGAGUGACCGAGAUUUCUCAAACUCAAAUCAAUGUUGAUAACAAAAAGAGCAAGGUUGUGUUUUCAAUUACUGAUGAUAGCAACAUAUCUAAAGUUCAAUGUACUCUUUGGGGUCAGCUUGCCAUUCAAUUUCACGAUUAUUAUAAAAGUCAUAAGGAAGAUGGAAGUAUAAUUGUUUUGCUUAUUAAUGCCAGGAUUAAGGAGGCUCAAGGAGGGUUUCCUUUGAACAUUUCUAACGCUUGGAAUGGCACAAAGUUGCUAAUUAAUGAUGUUACCCUUGCUGUAGUUAUCAAGCUCAGAGACAGUCUACAGUCUGAAUUUCCAUUACUGUCUUCAUCAAGUCUUCAAGAUGGAAAGCUCGUAUGUUAUUCCAAACAUAUUAUCCCAACGCCCGUACCAAGAUAUAAACUCGAAGUCUUGGCUGUUGACGGUAAAUACAAGGCCAGAUUCAUUUUUUGGGACGGAGAUUGCGUCAAGUUGAUUGGGAAGUCCGCUCUUCAAAUGAAAAAUGAAUUGAUAGAGGCCGAUGAAGAUGAUCCUCUUGAAUUCCCUUAUGCACUUGAUGCAAUUCUAAAGCAGGAAUUGGCUAUUAGGGCAGUUUUUCAGCCUAACAAAGGCAAAAUUUCCGUCAUUAGUUUCAAAAUUGAGGAAGAUUUCCGUAAGAGAGUCAGAGGGAGUUUCAGCUCGGAAGAGCCCACUUCAAAGCUUAUACCAACUGAGCCUUCAUCCCAAGAUGAAUCAAUAUCCUUUACUGAACCUUUAUCUGCUGAUAUUGAGAGUGUCCAAAUUUCCGCAGCCAAGUUAAUUAAGGAUAUAAAGAAGGAGAAGUAG
Molecule: messenger RNA, 1251 nt
Organism: Vicia faba (fava bean)
Lineage: Eukaryota; Viridiplantae; Streptophyta; Magnoliopsida; Fabales; Fabaceae
Source: the annotation of a GenBank genome assembly